AUGAGCACUGCAGAGGGGUCUGUUCUGCAGUCGCUGGAUGGCACAGACAUGAUCGAGUCCGACGUGCUGGCGACCGCGCUGCGGCUCGACCACCAGGAGGUCGUCGGCGCCAUCAAGUCACUGGAGUCCGAUGGUUACGUUAAGAGCGAAAUUAAGACAAAGCCAACGUGGAAGCUGACGAGCGAGGCCGUGCAGAUCUGCGAGAACGGCAGCCCUGAGUACCUCCUCUGGCAGCUGCUGGCCAGCGGUGAGAUGACGCAAGAUGCCGUGGUGGAGAAGCUGGGGAAAGAUGUGACCGCCGUGGCGAUGUCAAAUGGCAUGAAGGCGAAGAUCUUCACACUCAGCAAGAAGGACGGAAAGGUAAUUCUCAGCCGCUCGCCUUCCGUUACGGCGUUUGAAGACGGCACACGACUCGCCCUUGCCCGCGCCGCGAAGGGUGAGCACGUCGACCCGAAGGACGCUGAUAUGCUUAAGAAGCGCAAACUGGCGAUGCUCGACAACGUGAAGGUGUUCUGUGCGACGAAGGGGCCCAACUACGCGACGAAGCGGCGUGCCAAGGCGGUGGGCGAUCUCACGAAGGAGAUGCUGCAGGACGGCUCGUGGAGGACAACGGAGUUCAAGGAGUACAACGUGGGCGCGGCGGGCCGAGAGGUGAGCUGCGGUCAGCUGCACCCACUGUUGAAGGUGCGGCAGGAGUUUCGCGAGAUAUUCAUGGAGCUCGGCUUCCAGGAGAUGGAGACCGACCGCUGGGUCGAGUCGUCCUUCUGGAACUUCGACGCGCUUUUCAUCGCACAGAACCACCCGGCCCGCGACGUGCAGGACACGUUCUUUGUCUCUAAGCCGGCCACCUGUGAGCUGAAUCACCGCGAUGUGGUGGAGCGUGUGCGUGAGAUGCACGAAAAGAAGUUCCGCUACACAUGGCGCGAGGAGGAGGCGCGGCGCAACACACUGCGCACGCACACCACCUGCUGCUCGGGCUUUUGGCUGCAGCACAUCGCCAAGUCGUCGCCGCUGCUGCCGGACGGGCGGCGUGCGUUCCGCCCCGGCCGCUAUUACAGCAUUGACCGUGUCUUCCGCAAUGAGGAGAUGGACCGCACGCACCUUUGCGAGUUCCACCAGAUCGAGGGCUGCGUCAUUGACCGCAACAUCUCCCUGUCGAACAUGAUGCACACGUUCCAACUUUUCUUCAGUCGCAUCGGUGUGGAGAAGCUGCGCUUCAAGCCUGUCUAUAACCCCUAUACGGAGCCGUCAAUGGAAAUAUUCGGCUGGCACAAGCAGCUGCGGCGCUGGAUCGAGGUAGGCAACAGCGGCCUCUUCCGGCCGGAGAUGCUCGUGCCGCUCGGCUUUGACGAGGACGUGACGGUGAUGGCGUGGGGCCUCUCGCUCGAGCGCCCCACAAUGAUCAAGUACGGCCUGUCGAGCAUCCACGAGCUCUUUGGUCACAAGGUGGAUCUGCGCUUCAUCAAAAAAUCUAAGCUGAUGCGCUUCUAA
Molecule: messenger RNA, 1491 nt
Organism: Trypanosoma grayi
Lineage: Eukaryota; Euglenozoa; Kinetoplastea; Trypanosomatida; Trypanosomatidae
Product: putative phenylalanyl-tRNA synthetase alpha chain
Exons: 1
Coding region: 1-1491 (496 amino acids)
Biological process (GO): phenylalanyl-tRNA aminoacylation
Cellular component (GO): cytosol; cytoplasm; phenylalanine-tRNA ligase complex
Molecular function (GO): phenylalanine-tRNA ligase activity; tRNA binding; ATP binding
Source: RefSeq, a predicted model, not a curated record